Messenger RNA from Phytophthora nicotianae INRA-310, 1727 nucleotides. RefSeq lists its product as hypothetical. Gene Ontology annotation, biological process: protein desumoylation. Gene Ontology annotation, cellular component: nucleus. The coding region runs from base 38 to 1534 and encodes 498 amino acids. The transcript has 10 exons. Gene Ontology annotation, molecular function: deSUMOylase activity. The record is from RefSeq and is a predicted model, not a curated record. Lineage: Eukaryota; Oomycota; Peronosporomycetes; Peronosporales; Peronosporaceae.
ACUUUAUUCCAAAGGGGAGACAUAACUUCAGAGCCGAAUGCAAACACAAGUGUCGCUGGAUAAGUGGCGCUAUCAGCACCGCGUGAAGGACGCGGUUUGCCACAGUUACAAUUUGCAGCGGGACUUCCCCGUGGAUCUGCUCAAACCUCCGCUAGACGACCAGGCGUUCUACACGGGAGUGUCAGUGCGUCUGGAGGUCUCAGAUCCGGAACAGAUCAGCUUUGACAAGUUCCGAAGGCGUUUAGAGGAAUUUGACGGCGAGGGGUAUCGUCAUUCGCCCAAGAAGAAGCAGAAGGUGGUCUUUGAGAAGGUGGACCACGUCCGCGAGCAGAGAUCGCGUAACCAGGCCAUUUGGAGGAGGGUACAGAACGAACUCGAUGACAAUAGAGACCGUCGUCGUAUUGGCAACAUAGCUAGGAUUGGAAUGAUGGCAACGCGACCGAUUAACGAAGAGCACAAGCAUCCCAAGAGUUCCAAGGACGAGGACGUUGGGACUGCCAGUGACAAUGAGACAAAGGAGGACACUGAGGCAUUGAAAUCUACCAACGAGGAUAAGAAGAUUGUGAUGCCAUUGUCGACUGCCGCUAAUGGUAGCAAGGAUGAAACUAGCAUCACGGCGAAGUCUCGCGAAGAAGAAAUUGCAGAGUUGGAGGAGAUACUCCGAGCUCAGCAUUUGUCGCGCACGUCGAAGGCAGAUCUACUGUUCUACAACCGUCUUGCGGAGCGGGAGGCAAAUACGAUUUUGGAGGAAGUGCUACUUGAAGAUAUAUACGAUAUUGCCGAAGAUGUGUUUGAUGAAGAAGAAGAGAAGUCUCGCAACAAAGAGCUACCACCAGAGCUCCUGGAGAUUGUCGAGAACGCAUUGCAUGAAGGUCCCAUGGAGGAGGUCCUCAUCAAUAAAUACAACGUGGACAUCACACGUCGUCAUCUGCAGUGCAUGCUGCCGGGAACGUGGUUGAACGAUGAGGUGAUUAACUUUUAUUUCCAGAUGCUAAGUGAUCGUGAUGAAGCUCUUGUCAAGGCUGGUGUUCUGCCAAAGCGCAGUCACUUUUUCAACUCUUUCUUCUAUACGAAGGUGUCGGAGAAUGGCUACAACUUCAUCAACGUCCGCCGAUGGACACGGAAGAUCGACCUGUUUGCAAUGGACAAGAUUUUCAUGCCAGUGAAUGUUGGCAAUAUGCACUGGUGCAUGGCUGUCAUCCACAUGACAGAAAAGCGCAUUCAGUACUACGAUUCAAUGCACGGAAGCGGCGCUGCAUGUCUUAAAGUGCUCCUUAGAUACUUACACGACGAGUCCGAGCACAAGAAGAAGCAAAAAUUCAACGACGAAGGGUGGGAGCUGGUGACCACCACUCCUGACACGCCUCAGCAGAACAACGGAUCCGAUUGCGGCGUCUUCUCGUGCAUGUUUGCCGACUAUCUCUCUCUGAACAAGCCGCUGUCGUUCGUGCAAAAGGACAUUCCGUUCCACCGGCAUCGCAUGGUUCUCCAUGUUAGCCGAGGCUACAUUCCACUCGAAGAGGAAGGGCUAUAGACGACGUUAGUGCCGAUACGUAACAUCGUUCAGUGAUGCUAGAGCAGCACAAGAGCCAGCAGAGCCCAAACGAACCAACCAACAAAACUUCCUUGUGCUUUAUCACGAGCAGCAGCCGCUCUGUUGCAUUAUUAUUAACGCUUGUUGUCGCUCGCGUGUUUUUCAUAUAUACGUGCAGCAGGAUGUCUGCGCG